Molecule: messenger RNA, 546 nt
Organism: Diutina rugosa
Lineage: Eukaryota; Fungi; Ascomycota; Pichiomycetes; Serinales; Debaryomycetaceae
Exons: 1
Coding region: 1-546 (181 amino acids)
Source: RefSeq, a predicted model, not a curated record
AUGAAGCAGGAAUACUCGCACUUCUGGCUCGCUGUGCUUGAUAACGAUAUCCCCGCUAUGCGCUAUUGGGCUGAGGAGUUUGCCGGCAUCACUGAAGACAUCAAGUUCCAGAUCUUUGCUGCUGCCAUCACUGGAAGAGCUCCCGAAAUUGCCCUCAACUUCGACAUGUCGAAACUGCGCCUGAAAGACGAGAUCUCCCACAUCCAGCCACGAAGAAGGCGUCUUAGAAGGGUUGAUGGAGUUUUGAGCACAAUGCCUAGACUUUUGCUUUUAAUCUUGAAGACUAACGAUUUGACUCGUUAUUUGGACGAAGGGUUACGCAAUCCUUUGGGGCCUGUGCGGACGUUCUCUAUUUUGGAGAAGUACUAUGCCAAGAUCGUAUAUGACGAGGCUAUGGACGGGCUCCGGUACCAGUACAGUCUGUGGCUGGUGGUGGGUAACUUGAAGCGGUUAAGCACGUGGUGGGCUUACCAGACACGGUGCUCGCUGUUGUACAUUUACGACCUUCUCUUCUGGGUGAAGAAUGCGUUCAAAGGAACCCACUAG